CAAAGUUCUUAUUGCAAUCACUAUGCAUUUUGAAUAAAACGGAAUAUAUGUGAGCCUAAACACUGACGUUUGAUCAGUAGCAUUUUCCUAUGGCUCCCACCGAAGUGGUUGUGGAUCGGUCGGAGGAGGAUCACCCGAAGAUCUCCACCUUUGCCGUGCUGGACCUGGAGACGACCAAUCUGCCUGCCUACAAUCACAAUAGAGUUGGCAUCACGGAGCUGUGCAUUUACGCCUUUGACGCCGCUCUCCUCAAGACAAAAGAAGUGGCCCAGGAUGGGGAAAAGGACCAGGAGCAGCAGCCGCAGGUGCCAGCGCCUCCACGCGUACUGCACAAGCUUAACCUGCUCUUCCAGCCCUCUAUGAUGGUGCACCCGGAGGCAGAGCGGGUCACUGGUCUGAGCAACUACCUGCUGGAGCGGGAGUCCAAGCUGGACGAGGAUGCGGCGCAACUAAUCAUCGGCUUUCUGAAGCACUUGCCAGCUCCGGUUUGCCUGGUGGCUCACAAUGGCUGGGGUUUCGAUUUCCCCAUUUUGAGGCAGGCCUUCGAAAAACUUAAUAUGGAGCUACCCCAGUCCAUAACUUGUGUUGACUCACUGCGUGCCUUCAUGGAGAUCGACGACGAGCACAAAAAAGAAGCAAGUCUCUUGGAAGUUCCGCAGGAUUCGUCAAAAACGGAAGCUCUGCCAGAACUUGAGUCGGAAGCCGUUUCAAAAGUUGAAACGAAAGAUGUACCUGAACUUGAAAAGGAAGAUGUUCCGGAACUUCAAACAGAAGCUAUUUUGGAAGUAGAAUCCAAUAAGGAUGACGAAACUGCCUUCAAGGAGCCAGAACCGGCCAAGGAGAUCGACUGGCGAGCCAGAAAUGAAACGACUCCAAAGCGCCCUACCGUGACGCCCAAGGAAUCUUCUGUCAAGCGCAAACAGCUUCGCGAUGUUGAUGACGAUGAUUUGGAGGAGCAGAACCCUGCUAGGCGGAGGCCGCAAGAUUUCCGAUCACGACGCCAGCUGUUCAGCGGCCUAAUGUGUGCCGAGAACAAGCGCUUUCCGCCCCGCGGAGUUUACGGAUUGGGCACGCUGUACACCAGUAAGUUCCAACGCCCAGCCAGCAAUGCCCACCAGGCCGAGGCCGAUGUCGCCAUGCUCACAAAGCUGAUGCAGCACUAUGGCAUGGAUUUCCUUGCCUUUGCUGAGGAGCAGGCCAUACCAUUCCAUGAAGUAGCCCCUCUUGGCUCUCCUGUCUGUAGGAGAAAGCGUGCAAUGUAAUUGAUAGCUUAAGUAAUUCUGCAUGACCUUCAUUUUACUAUGUAAAGCAUGCUAUAUUUUUUAUGUUCAAUAUUUUUUAUAAAUAUGACAAUUUAAUAAAAUUAUAUUUUUAUACAUGCCCCGA
Molecule: messenger RNA, 1386 nt
Organism: Drosophila biarmipes
Lineage: Eukaryota; Metazoa; Arthropoda; Insecta; Diptera; Drosophilidae
Exons: 2
Coding region: 90-1262 (390 amino acids)
Biological process (GO): DNA catabolic process
Cellular component (GO): cytoplasm
Molecular function (GO): 3'-5'-DNA exonuclease activity; nucleic acid binding
Source: RefSeq, a predicted model, not a curated record